Helicoverpa armigera (cotton bollworm) is the source of this 973-nucleotide messenger RNA. RefSeq names its product androgen-dependent TFPI-regulating protein. Gene Ontology annotation, cellular component: endomembrane system; membrane. The record is from RefSeq and is a predicted model, not a curated record. NCBI's taxonomy places the organism in Eukaryota, Metazoa, Arthropoda, Insecta, Lepidoptera, Noctuidae. The transcript is spliced from 5 exons. The coding region runs from base 119 to 865 and encodes 248 amino acids.
GUUAAAAUGUACAAACCAGUAUGUUAUGCUUAUAACGGCAUCAGCCGCUUACACGGCCAGUCGCGUCCCUUGAUAAAAUAUUAUAUCUCUAGUGUUUACAUACGGAAAAUCAAGCACCAUGUCCCGACAAGCCUACCUGCGUAUCCUGGUAUAUACAGCCAGUAUAAUCAUGUACAUAGGUAAUAUGUUUUAUAUGACCUGGGUAAAUAGAAAUAAUCCGGUUGUAAACGAGCAAGUUGAGCAGUUUAAGAGUUUGGAGCUGAGGUUCUUUACUACUUGGACGUAUUUACUACAAGUAGGCUACGCAAUAUUCGCUCUGGGCUGUGAUCUCUUCAUAGUGAAGAAUGCGAAGAACAAAAACUACAGUCUACCAUCACCUAUCACUGAUUUUAGAGAAAUAAUCUUCUCUGGUCUGGUGUGGCCUUGUACCAUGGUAGUCUUCACAAUAUUCUGGGGCCUCUAUAGCUACGACAGACGUCUUAUCUUCCCCGAGUUCCUCGACGCUGUCAUCCCGCCGAUCUCCAACCACGUCAUACAUACGAUGAUAGUUCCCGUGGUCCUCUGUGAGGUGGUGUUAAGGCCCAGGAAGACACCGGAGAACCAUGCGAGGAAUGUUUCGCAGCUGACUCUGCAUUUGUGUGUUUAUUUCAGUGUGUUAUACUUCACAUACAUAGAAAGAGGUAUCUGGUUGUAUCCUAUAUUUAAGAAACUCUUUGGCACAAUAUACUUUGUUUUUGCUAUAGCAGCCAUAGCCGCAUUAUUUUAUAUAUUUUACUAUAUACAAUGGCCGAUCACAAAUAUGAUUCACGGUUCUAAGAAAAAAGUUGAGAAGAAAAAGGCAAAAUUAGAGAAAAAAGUUAAAUGAUUAUAGUGAUAAAUUGUAGCUAAUUUAGUUAAAAAUAUGUUUGAAUUUAGAUAAUUUAUUUUUGGGUAUUGUUUUUUUUUGUAUUUUUAUUAAAAUAAUUUGAUUGAA